GCAAUAUUUAUCAAAAAUACUAGCUUUAUAUUUCUAAUCAUUUAGUAAAACUUAUUAGGCUUUUCUGAAAAGCUAAAGUGUAAUAAAUAAAAAAUGAGUAGAUUAUCCAAGUUAGGAUAAAAUCUAUUGUCUAAUUCUUCAAAAGAUAAAACUGAAACCUCCACAAGAUCAAUAGCUAAAUUAGAUUAAAAUAUCACUUAUUCUAAUGAAACUGCAGUAUCUACUUAAGAGAGUGAAAAAUUUUUGGACUCAUAUCACUAAUGGAACAAUUACAAUUCACUACUUUAAUACUAAAAUAAUGUAAUCCUAUAGAAUUACUAUACAAAGCAAUAGGAACUUGAGCAGCACAAUUAAAAAUUUUUAUAUAAUUAAAUGAAAAUAAAAGAAAAAGAAUAUGCUCUAAUCAACCAAAAAAUAGAUUAAUUAAAAAAUUUAAUCAAUGAUACAUUUUAGAAAGAAAUUGAAAUUAAAAAAGAUUUAUAAAAACUUGAAAUUUUAAAUGGUUAUACAUAUUAAAAUACUCAAUAAAAUGAGUUAAUUUAAUUUAAUGGAAUUCACUAUGACCAACUCGAAUAGAAUAGGUUAAAAAGGCUGGAUAUGUAACAAAAAUUAUAGUAGCUAAUAAAUUAAAAGAGUGUCCUAGAAUAACAAUAUGAUUUCUAGAAAUAAUUUGCACCAAUUGAUAGAGAAUAAGACUAGUCUUUCUAAGAUACUAACCUAUCUAAAAAAAUAAAAGUUAAUAAAAGCUAAUAAAUCAAAAGCUUUUAAAAAGUAGAAUUAGAAAUCCCACCAUUUUAUUUAAAAGACUUACAAAAUAAAUCUCCAAAUAUAAAGAGCAUUUAAAAACCUAUAAAUAUGCCUAAUUAUCAUGAUUUAAAAUUGAUGAGCUAAUCAUAUAAUUAACUUGUCGACUUACCUCCUUCAAUAUAGCAAUAAUUUGAUAAAGUACCUAAAUUUGCCAUUAGUAAAUUUAAGAAUCUUGAUGAAUUUGUUGAGAUUAUGGCUAAAGAUAGAAUAAAAAAUAGAGAUUUGAAAAAGGCAUUUAAAGAAGUUUAUGAUUUUGAUCCAGAUAUUUAUAUUCAAAAUGUUAAAUAAGCUUAAUAUGAUUAACAAAAGCAAGAAGUAUUAAAUUUAAGAGAGGAAUUACAAAGGAAACAAUAUUUAGAUCAGCUCAAAAAAAAUAAAAACACUGACGAAUAAAAAAAAUAAACUGUUGUGUAAAAGAGCUCUCUAUUUAAAAGUUAAUAAAACUUAUAACAAAACUAAUCAGAUAACGAUGAAGAAGGUAAGAUUUCAAAAAAGAGGAAAAAAUAAAUAAUUGGAUAGUUUCGUAGAGUUGCCUUCUUUUUUGUAAUUUUCAAAAAGACUAUGCAAUUUUAUAUUCAUAAUAAAAGAGAUGUUUAAAUGAAAAAAGUGUACAACUUAAUUUCAUAAGCUUUAAAUGAUAGCAAGUAAUAUAUAAAAGUUUCUUGUGAAAGAGCUUUUAAGCUUUUAGUGUAUGAUAAAAAAUUAAAUAUUGAUUUAGAAUUAGAGAAAAAAUCAGCAAAGGAAGUCAAUAAAUCUAAAAUUCAAUAAUUAAAAAAUAUUGUGAAGGUUAUGUUAGAUUGCUUAAUAGAUAACUUGUCAGAAUCAUAAAUUAGUAAAGAGUUAAUACUUUUUUUUGCUAAACUAACAAAGCAAUUUUCUUUUCCUCCACCUAAUUACUUAACAAAAUUUGAACUUGAAAGAAUCCAAUUUACCAAAUAUGGGCAAUAUUAAACUUAAAAUAAAUCAGUUAUGCAGAUGAUUAUAUUACAUUUCUUCAUAGUUAGAAUUUUGCUUUAAGAGAUUCUUAAUAAGCCUUGGUCUGUUCUUGAAGGAGUUUAAGAAAAUUAACAAUUAAAGCAGUAAAAAAAUAAAUAAAUAAAUUAUUUUUAUCAUUAUUUAAAGAGCUUACAUUUUAUUUGUUUUUUUAUAAAAAGAAACUGCUAUUAUGUUUGUGCCAUAAUCUAGUAAAUAGUUUUGCAAUACUUGAAAAGUACCACAGCAACAUAUAAUGAAUCUUAAUUGCAUGUUCUUAAAGAAUUUCAAAAUUUAUAAAGGCCAGGUUUUAUGAAAGCAAAAGUAGAUGCCGUAAUUUCAAGAGAGGAUCAACAAGAUUUUUAAAAAUAUGGAGAACCAUUAAUUUUAGGAUUUCCUUCUGAAUUAAAUAUGCAAGUAAUAUUCAGUGAUUCAUAAUGGGCAACAGAAAGAAAAGAAACCCUUUAAGGUUUUGGUGAUAAACUAGUUGAAAUGGUCCUAAAAGUAUAAAAAAACUUACCUGAAUAUCAGUUUAAUAUAUUUUAGUAGAUGGAUGAAUAUCUUAAAUCUAAAGAAUUAUGA
Messenger RNA from Tetrahymena thermophila SB210, 2361 nucleotides. RefSeq lists its product as hypothetical. The record is from RefSeq and is a predicted model, not a curated record. NCBI's taxonomy places the organism in Eukaryota, Ciliophora, Oligohymenophorea, Hymenostomatida, Tetrahymenidae. The transcript is spliced from 12 exons.